CUGGGGUUGGCUCUCUCUGCAGGGCUGCUGCUUGGCGACAUGCCGUAAAAUGUGAGCGGUCGCUGAGGAGACGGGAAGAAGCCUCUUCGUCAGCGGCGCGGAUGUUGCCAGUUACUGAGCGCAACAUACCUUUGAACAAGAAACAGUGGGGAGCUGUUGACCAUUAACAGACGAUGAUUUGUUUGCUGUUUGCAAAGCCACUUUUUCUGGGACUCCUGUCACUGAGAGAACAUUGCAGCAACCUGCCUUGAUGCCUAUAUUCCCAAUCCCCCGCCGGGUGCGUUCCUUCCACGGCCCCCAUUCUACAUGUCUACACUCGGCAUGUGGCCCAGUUCGGACAACACACCUCGUCCGGACCAAAUACAGCAGCUUCGACCUUUACUUGAAAUCACGGUGGCUGUUUUGCUUCAUCCGCUUCCUGCUGUACUUCAGCUGCAGUCUCUUUACAUCCAUACUCUGGGUGGCGCUGUCCAUCCUCUUCUGUAUCCAGUACUUCUUCAUACGUGUGUCCCUGCGCUUUCAAUACAAGCUGUCCAUAGUGCUUCUGUUGCUGGGGCGUAGGCGUGUUGACUUUAACACAAUGAAUGAACUCUUUAUCUAUGGGAUCCAUGUGACAAUGCUGCUAGUUGGAGGACUGGGCUGGUGUUUUAUGGUGUUUGUUGAUAUGUAAAUAAGAGUGCAUGUGAAAAAUGGUUUUGUGCAUUAUAAUGUAAAAUAUAUUGUUUACAAUCAUGCAAAAAAAAUUAUUUGAUUUUUAUUUAAAAACAAAAUCUUGCUAAGUUAAAAUAUAUAAACCAUCAAUCAUUGCUUUGUUUCUUUUCCCUCCUCUCACCCCUCUCUCCUCCCCGUCUAUUGGUAUCGUGGCCCCAUUUUGAUGUAGCAUUACACAAGCCAACAGUAAAAGUAUAGGAGGAAGGAAGCCAGUUGUACACAUCCAACGUAUUGUGGACUAUUUUAGUUUCUGUAUAUAAGGAAGGAUAUACUUGUUUUAGAGAUGGUGGAACAGAAGUUCAUUAAUUCAUGUCUGAGGGAGUUAUCCAGUGAACAAAGAUAGAGUAAAAGCCUAUGUUGUCUGGAGUUUUGAAGAACGAGGCGUAAUUGUAUUGUAACCCACAAGAUUCUGAGGGGGCAUGAUGAGGUGGAUGCUGAGAGCCAGUUCCUCUGGCUGAAGAGUUAGAACUGGGGAAUUUAGUCUGUCAACGGGGUUGAGUGUUUAGGAUAUUUUGUUUCACCCAGAGUUGUGAAUAUUGAAUUUUGUUUGUUGGGGGUCUAUAAAUGCUAUGUCAUUUUAGCUUGAGGGUGACAGAAUUUUGGAUACUUAAGGGAAAUGAGGUUUGGGCAGGAAAAUGGAGCUGAAGUCAUGGAUCAACUGUGACUUUAUUGAAUAUUGGGGCAACUUUGAGGAAGCUUUAUGGUUCACUCCUAUUUCUGUUUCUUAUGUUCAGGUAGCAAACCCAUCACCCUGUCUGGAGUUAAGCUCCGGUGACUUAAAUGGCGCUCAAUAUCCUUGGUUCAGCCUAAGUUAUCUGAGCUCAAAGCCUGGGAGGCAAGGCAGCUGUAUUUGCCCUUGAUAAUCUGUGACUGGAGAAGGGGAAGAAAUAAUCAGAGCCCCCCUACCUAAUUGCAUUUCAGUGAGUGACUACACGUUGAGUAAAAAAAAAGUGGGAUGCUCUUCUAAUUCAAAUAGUCUUUUUAACAGCUAUGGGCCAGGCCUGGUAAGAAGAGAAAGGUUAUUCAGCAAGGAGUUGUUAUGAACAGGGGAAGAAAAAUAUUUCCUUAAAAGAAAGUGGUAUAAGUGCUAUUAAGAUUAUAAGAGUUGAGCUGUUAAAGAGUUAGUGAAAGUGGAGUAAACCAGCUCCAAGACAGAAGGAUUCAAAAUAAUAUGUGAAUAAGAGAAAGGAGGAAAAAUUGAGGAUUCAGACAUAAGAUUAAGUACUGUUCCCAGAGUUUGCAAUGGGUAUGUUUUUAAGAAGUGUUAGAGAUGAAAGACGGCAAAGUCAGAAAUAUUCUGAAAUGGCAAUAGAGAAGUGAGACACAUGUGAAUACAAUUGUAUUAUGACUAUGUUAUGACACUGGCAACAAUGACGGCCUAAAGGUCACAAAAAAAGUUCAGUAAAUUGCCUGAUGGAUUGCUUAACUGAUUAUUGAUGUCUUAGAGGAAUCCACUGACUUUGGGAAUUUUGGUUUUUUUGGCAUAUUUAUCUUCCGGAAUCACAGAUUCAAAUGGAAAUUAAAUACUUGAGAAGAUAAAAUUUGGAGGAAUGUGGUGAAAGUGCAUGACAGUAAAACUCAUGGAAAAUGCUUUUCAAGAGCUGGCAAACGCACGUGGCUUCCUUAUGUUGUAUGAUUAUAUUUUACUAGUCCAUUCAUCUGUUAAUUCUAGGCCACUCUCCUUGGUUAUACAAAGCAAGACAUUUUUACACAAACACUAGAAAAACCUCCAGCACCACAUUCUCUUGGAAUGAAAACAAAUGUGAUCUGCCAGAUUGAUCUAUUUGCUGGUAUUGUCUGUCCUGACCAUCUUCAACAAACUGCUGAAUGCAUAAUUGAGAUGGUCAUUAACUAAAGUCUUUCUUUUGAUUUCA
This is a messenger RNA of Pristis pectinata (smalltooth sawfish), 2585 nucleotides long. Its product is annotated as transmembrane protein 250. The transcript is spliced from 2 exons. The coding region runs from base 251 to 670 and encodes 139 amino acids. The record is from RefSeq and is a predicted model, not a curated record. NCBI's taxonomy places the organism in Eukaryota, Metazoa, Chordata, Chondrichthyes, Rhinopristiformes, Pristidae.